Molecule: messenger RNA, 522 nt
Organism: Vicia faba (fava bean)
Lineage: Eukaryota; Viridiplantae; Streptophyta; Magnoliopsida; Fabales; Fabaceae
Source: the annotation of a GenBank genome assembly
AUGUUAAUCGAUAUAUUAAAAAAGGUCCAAGGCUUAUUGCUGAAAUGGAUGCUUAUAUUGUCUUACUUGGUAUUUAUGAUCAAGUUUGGUGCACAUGGUAAAACACUGGAACCUCCAUUGCUAUCUGCAGCUAGAUCAUCUUUUAAACACUGGAACUCCCACGGGUCUAAGGAUGUGCUUUUUCAUGGUGUAGCAACAAUUGGAGCAGUGUCCCCGGCCAACCCUCCUUCAUACGGUCCUUUCAUAAACCCCAGUCACCCCCCUAAAAGUUCACAUUUUUCCAUCCAAUUCAAGAAGAGGAGUGAAUGGAAACCUCCAAUUUCUGGCUUUAAAGAUAUUGCUCCUAUUCGUUCUACGGAAGCUGCAGUCCCUUCUGUUUUGGCUCAGCCACCGUUGACCCAUCAACUCCUUCCAUCAUGCUUGCAUUCACCUUCUUCCUCAUCUUCUUCUCCGGUUUCCUCCAUUUCCCUUCCAUGUCUCCAGCACCACGCAGACUACCAUCCACGCGUUCUCCUCCGGUGA